AGCAUUAUGUUAUAAUUAUAAAACUAACAAGAAGAAAGUCAACUCCCUACAAAACUGCAACUUCCAUUCGGUGUAAAAUACAUACACGGAUACCGCAGUGAUUUUAAAAACAACAUAUUUUAACUUUCUGAACAAAGAGUAGUAUAUCCUGCAAGUAAUUCAGUUAUCGUAAAUAAUUCUGAAAACAAGCAAUAAUUUUAUCACACAUAUAGUGGUACAUCCGGAAUCACGUGUAUGGCUUAGAGUGUUUCCAAAAAAUAUAUUGCCUGGGCGGAAGAAUAUGAAAGUGGGAUAAUAAUAAUCUAAGAUAUGACCAAACCGGAAAAAAGGAAAACCAUAACAUCUCAAGAUUGUAAAGCAAGGGCUUAUGUAUGUCUCGAUUUUCACAAAACUGAUGAGAAAUUAUUAAUUGCAUUAAGUGGUUAACCUGAUUGGUAAUUAAUUUAUUUCCAAUGGGAUAAAUAAAAAGUGAUUUCUUCAGUAAGUCUUAAGAUAGUGGAGAAUAUGAGAUAUUCCUUCUGCUUUUUUCACCCUAAAGAGGACGAUUUUAUAGGCUUAGUAGGCCACGCAGCCAUAAAAUCGUAUAAACUAGGCUCUGAUGGCCAAUUAAAAUAAAAAGAUAGCCCUUUUAUUAAAAAAGAUAGUAAAGAUCUACAUCAUUCGACUAAUUAUACUUCUUAUUGCCUUCUCCCAGACUAAAAUAUGAUCAUAGGAACAGAUUAAGGUGAGUUGCUAUUUUUUUAAUCUUCAUUCGAAUUUAAAACUAUACUUCCAACUUCUCCAAAAAACGAACAAAUGUCAAUCGAAUGUAUAUAAACCUACUCUAAAGGAUUUAUAGUAGCAGGUUCAGAUUGUACUAUUCUAAUGUACGAGAAAUGUGAUAAUGAUCUAAAAAAUCCAUAUAUUAGAGCCGAUAAGAAAAUCCAACUUAAAGAAUUCAAAACUAAAAUUACUUCCCUAUUAGUCACUAAUGGGGAAGAAAAACUCAUUGUAGGAAUUGAAGGCGGAUAAUUAUUAUAAAUACUUUUUUCUCCAGAAAAUUAAACUAUAAGUGAGGAAAAUUCGAAAUGUGAGCCUUUGUAUAUGUCUUAUCAUUCAUAAAAAGUAAAAAGAUAUUAUAUUUUUGAUAUUUUAUAUUUUUAUUAAAAAAAGAUUACAGGUUUAGAUGUUUGUAUUAGAAAAGCAUUAGUAGUUACAUGUAGUUUUGAUAGAUAUGUAAAAAUAUGGAAUUAUAUAGAUAAUACAUUAGAAAAUUCUAAACUUUUUGAUGAAGAAGCUUAUUCAGUUGCUAUUCAUCCUUCCGGUUUUCACAUAAUAGUCGGUUUUGCUGACCGAAUAAAAUUCUUGAAUAUUUUUGAAAACGAUCUUAUCUCAUUUAAAGAGCUUACUGUUAAAAACUGCCGAGAAAUCCAAUUUUCAAAUGGUGGACAUUUAUUCGCAAUCACAAAUAUUACAACAGUUUAAGUAUUUGACUUUUAUACAGGAGAAAUGGCUUCCCAUUUAGCCUUCAGAGGUUCUGGAAAGGUUAAAAGUAUUUUCUGGGAAUAAGACGAUUAGGGAUUUUUUACUGGAAAUACAGAUGGAAUAAUAUACUAUUGGAGAGUAGAUGAUGCAGGGCCACAAAAGACUCAAAUUGCGACUUUUCCAGGUAUGAAUAUUACGUGUAUUACGGGACAUUAGAGUACUGAAAACAACCUUUAGCAUGUUGAAAGGAUUAUUUUUGUUUCAGGAGUUUAUUCCGAUGAAAAUAAUUUGGAAGAUAAUAUAUAUGGAAAUUAGUAAUAAUUAUAGUAAAUUUAGAAUAGUGAAAAAUGCGUAUAUAAAAUUACUAUACAUAGUAAAUUAGAAAAAGAAAAUAGAGAACUAAGUGAUGGAAAUUUAAAAAAAAAGUUCAUAGUAGCUGGUACUUAAAAAAUAUUUACAGGAAGUGAUAUUUCUUAAGUAGCACUCGCACAUUGUAAUAAACUAUUUUUCUUUACCACAGAGGAUAAAGGAAAACCAGGUGCUAUAAGGGUCAUGAAGUAUCCUUUUACAAAUGAAAUAUUGGAAUUAUAGUCCCAUGUAUCCUCUAUAACAAGAUUAAGAGUCUCUUUUGAUGAUAAUUAUGUGUUUACGGCUAGUGAAGACGGAGCUUUAAUUAUAUAUAAGAACGAAGAUAAGGAAUUCAAAGUAAAAAUGGAUAAAGAUAAUAUAAUUGAGACUUAGUUUACGGAAGAAUUUCUUAUAUAAAGGGAAUAAUAUAAUAAUUAAAAAAAUGAAAUUGAGAGAUUGAAGAAACAAUUGAAUGAGGAAAAAUAAAGACAGGAUUUAUAAAUUAAAGAAAGUUUGAAGAUUUUAGAUAUGAAAAUUUUAGAAUUGGAAUAGGUGAAAAAUUAAAACUAAGAAAGGGAUCUGUAAGAAAUAAAAAAGCAGCAAUCUGAAAUUGAAGAAAUGAAUGAAAAUUAUGAAAAAUAAAAAUAAAUGUUGAAAAAUUUGCAUCAAUAAAAUAAAAAAACCAUUGAAAAUGAAUGUAAAAAAAAAAUUGCUUUAGAAAUGUAAAGAAAUGAAGAAUUAUAAAGGGAAAAAGAAAAAGAAGAAAGAAAUUUUAAACAAGACAUUCAUUCCAUAGAAAAUGAUCAUAAAAGAGAAAUGGCCAAAAAAACGGCUAUGUACGAAUAAUAAUUAGCUGAUGAAAAACAAUAAUAUGCUGAUUUACACGCCAAAAGUGAAUAACUGAAAAUCGAAUUUGAAAAAACUUUGAAUUAAUUAGAGUUAAGCGCUGAAAACUAAAUCGAUAAACUCAAAGAAUUAAACGAAACGAGAAUGUAAGAAUUAUUUAAUACACUAGAAAAAAGUGAAAUUAAAAAAAUGGAAAAAAGAAAUGAUUAUGAUACUGAGUCUUAAAAAUUGGAAGAUCAAAAAAGCAAACUAAAAGGAACUAUGGAAGAAAUCACAUCUAUUUAAGAAACUAAUAAAAUGCUCUAAAAGGAAAAGGAAACUCAUACAAAGGAAAUUGAUGAAAGAGAAAAAGCUAUUAAAGAUAAAGGAAGAAGAAUAUAUGAAUUAAAAAAAAAAACUUAAGAGUUGGAAAAGUUUAAGUUUGUACUUGAUUAUAAAAUUAAAGAAUUAAAAAGAGAUAAAGGACCUAAAGAAGAAGAAAUUGCUAAAAUGAAAGAAUAGAUAGCGAAUAUGAAUUCAGAAAUUUUACAUUUUAAUAGAACUAAUAAUAAUUUGUUACUAAUUGUAAGUGAUUUGAAAUUAAGAUAAAAAGGAAUGAAAAAAGAAUUAGAAAAAUAAAAUUAAUAAAUUAAUAGUUAUUAAUAAUACAUAAAUGCUUUUGAAUAGGAUAUGUCCAGUUGUUAUUCGAAUAUUAAUGAUUAAAAAAAAUUAAAAUAAAGUAUUGUUAGUCUUUUGAAUUAAUAUGUAUAAAAUGAUGAUUUUAAAUUUAAAAAAUCUGAAAAUAAUGACUUUUAAAGAGAAAUAAUGAAAGAAAGAUCACAUUUAGAAACUUCUGUUACAAAUUUAAAAUUAAAACAUGAUAAAAAUCAAUAAGUCCAUAAAUCUGAUACUGAAAUUAUAAUGAAACAUAAUACUUUUCUUAUUUUCGAAAUCAAUCAUUUAAGAAGGGAACAAAAAGAUAUAAUUGAUGAUAAAAUAAAACUUAUGAAUGUUUAAAGAAAAAAAAAAGAAAAUAGCUUAAAUUAAAUAGAAAAAGAAAUAUAAUAUUACGAUGAAAAAAAAUUAAAACUAUAAAAAGAAAUUCAAAAUUAAAGAUAAAUAAAUGAUUAAAUAAAAAGUAAAUUUUUAAUAUAAAAUUUUAUUUUUAAUAUAAAAAUUAUUUUUAAAAGAUAAUUAAAAAUAAAAAUGAUAGAAUUAAUAAAAAAAAAUAAAAAAAUUAAAUGCUUAUUAUACUUAUAAUGA
Ichthyophthirius multifiliis is the source of this 3900-nucleotide messenger RNA. Its product is annotated as WD repeat protein. The transcript is spliced from 4 exons. Gene Ontology annotation, molecular function: protein binding. Lineage: Eukaryota; Ciliophora; Oligohymenophorea; Hymenostomatida. The record is from RefSeq and is a predicted model, not a curated record.